UAUUAUCUGUUCCGCCCGUGUGAAACACUUCCAAACGGGCUUAUAAAUACAGACACGGUAACCCGGCGUCACCUCGGCGACACAGCAGCAGCAGCAUAAAAAUGGAGGCUACCGCCGCAGCUGCCACAGCCAAGCCCCUUCUCCACACGCUCACCUUCUCACGUGCAACGGUCACGAACCGUGUGUUCGCGACCGUCUACACGUGCGCAGUCCUCGCUCUUCUCUAUCACCAUGCACUCACAGCCCUCAACUCCACCACCUUCCUCUCCUUCUCUCUCUCCCUCACCUUUCUGUUCGCCGACUUCGUCUUCGGCUUCAUGUGGUCCACCACCCAGAGCUUCCGCAUGAGGCCGGCCCACCGCCGCGUCUUCCCGGAAAACCUCCGGAAACUGACGAGGGAGGAGGAUUUCCCGGCCAUGGACGUGUUCAUAUGCACGGCGGAUCCUCACAAGGAGCCACCGGUGAGCGUGGUGAACACUGCUUUGUCUGUGAUGGCGUACGACUACCCGGCGGAGAAGCUGUCUGUUUACGUGUCGGACGACGGCGGGUCGGAUUUGACCCUGUUUGCUUUCGUGGAGGCUGCCAAGUUCGGGAGCCACUGGUUGCCCUUUUGCCGGAGGAACAAAGUAGUGGAGAGAUGUCCCGAGGCUUAUUUCGGAUCGAAUUACCCGCAGUCCAAUGAAUCAAAGCAAAUGAAGGUGAUGUACGAAAGCAUGAAGGGACGGGUGGAGAACGUGGUCAAUUCAGGAAAGGUUACCGAUGACUACAUCAGUAACGAACAAGAACGCCAAGCUUUUAACAAAUGGACUCGAGGCUUUACCCGUCAUGAUCAUCCCACCGUUAUCCAGGUUCUAUCGGAGGUAGGUAAAGACAAAGACAUCACAGGCGAAUCAAUGCCCAAUCUUAUCUAUGUUUCCCGACAGAAAAGCAGAAACUCGCCACAUCACUUUAAGGGCGGUGCUCUUAAUGCCCUGCUUCGAGUAUCAGCCGUCAUGACUAAUGCACCUAUAAUCCUGACUCUGGAUUGCGACAUGUACUCAAACGAUCCCCAAACACCUCAUCGUGUACUAUGUUACUUCUCCGACGCCACAAUUCGCUCGAAAGUAGGAUACAUUCAAUUUCCGCAGCGCUUCCAUGGACUUAAUAAGAACGAUAUCUAUGCUUCUGAGUUUAAAGGUUUAUUCCUAAUUAAUCCAAUGGGAAUGGACGGUCUGGCAGGCCCCAAUUAUGUUGGGACUGGAUGCUUUUUCUCUCGCCGAGUUUUCUUCGGAGGUCCCUCGUCCUUCGUGUCACCCGAAGUACCUGAGUUGAGGCCCGACCAUGUUGUAAAAGAGCCCAUUCAGGCUCAAUCAAUAUUGGCUAUGGCACACCAUGUAGCAGAUUGCAAGUACGAGGACCAGAGCAAUUGGGGUUCCAAGGUGGGCUUCAGAUAUGGGUCUUUAGUUGAGGACUACUAUACGGGUUACCGGCUGCAGUGUGAGGGAUGGCGGUCCGUGUUUUGCCAUCCCAAUAGGCCUGCAUUUUUAGGGGAUGUACCGAUCAACCUCAACGAUGUCCUAAAUCAAAACAAGCGAUGGUCCGUCGGCCUUCUUGAGGUGGCCUUCUCCAAAUACAGUCCAGUAACGUUUGGUGUCCGGGCUAUGGGCCCAAUAAUGGGUCAUUGCUAUGCACACUCUGCUUUUUGGCCCAUUUGGUCCAUUCCACUCACCAUUUAUGCCUUCCUCCCUCAGCUGGCUCUCCUCAAUGGAGUCUCCAUUUUCCCAAAGGUAUCGGAUACUUGGUUUUUCUUGUAUGCAUUUCUAUUUCUUGGGGCCUACGCACAAGAUUGUCUUGACUUCAUUUUAUGCGAAGGGACAUUCCGAAGGUGGUGGAGCGAUCAAAGGAUGUGGAUGCUACGGGGAGUCACAUCUUACCUUUUCGGAUUGAUUGAAUUCUUAACCAAGUGCUUAGGCAUUGCCACACACGGGUUCAACCUCACGAGCAAAGUGCUAGACGGCGAACAGAGCAAGAGGUACGAUCAGGGGACCUUUGAGUUUGGAGUCGAAUCCCCCAUGUUUGUGCCACUGUCAACCGCGGCAAUAGUCAAUCUAAUCGCGUUUUUCGGAGGGUUGGUUAGAGUUUUCAGGGGAGGAGAUUUCGAUGGGUUGUUUGUCCAGAUUUUUCUAGCUGGUUUUGUGGUGGUCAAUUGCUGGCCAAUUUAUGAAGCCAUGGUUUUGAGGACUGAUAAAGGGAGAAUGCCUACGAAGACUACCCUCAUUUCCACAUUUCUUGCUUGGGCUUUAUACACAGCAGCUUCUCACACACCACAUAUAUGAAGGUUGGUGCCUGUGGGGAUAAUUAUUACUGCUAUUCCACUUUUCUUUUCAAAGAAUAAGAAAGAAACUAGUCUCUGUAUGCAUUAUUAUUCAAGUGUUUAAGCUGAAUAACAACGGCAUGGCUUCUUUCGACUUCCGUUUAUGCAUAUUUUCCAAAAUAGCAGAAGUUUAAAACGAUAAUUUCCAUCUCCAUAUCCAUGUAACGAAACGAUGUAGCGAGUGAUGUUUCAGAAAUUAUAAGCUCCGACAGGAGGUACUUAUGUAGUUUGAAAUGAAAGGACCACAACAUUCCACCUCA
Molecule: messenger RNA, 2613 nt
Organism: Rhododendron vialii
Lineage: Eukaryota; Viridiplantae; Streptophyta; Magnoliopsida; Ericales; Ericaceae
Product: cellulose synthase-like protein G3
Exons: 6
Coding region: 102-2315 (737 amino acids)
Biological process (GO): cellulose biosynthetic process; plant-type primary cell wall biogenesis
Cellular component (GO): trans-Golgi network; plasma membrane
Molecular function (GO): cellulose synthase (UDP-forming) activity; mannan synthase activity
Source: RefSeq, a predicted model, not a curated record